Caenorhabditis remanei is the source of this 744-nucleotide messenger RNA. RefSeq lists its product as uncharacterized. The record is from RefSeq and is a predicted model, not a curated record. Bases 1 to 744 code for a protein of 247 amino acids. The transcript is spliced from 6 exons. Lineage: Eukaryota; Metazoa; Nematoda; Chromadorea; Rhabditida; Rhabditidae.
AUGAAACAUCAGUGUCUAUUGAUUGUUUUUAUUGCUAUUGUUGAGAGUGUUUCACAAGAUCCAUUUCCGUUUGGAUUAGAUGAUCGACCUGAUCCAUUCUCAAGUAACGCUGGGCUAAAACAGAGAGAGCACUCCCAAAAACGAAGCGACCGUCAUAGAUAUCAUCGGCCGCAAGAAUACAAUCAACACAAUACGUGGGGAUUCGAGGACGAGGAGAAUGUUCAGGAACAGAAAGAAACUAGUCAGGCACAAUUGGACAGAAUCGCAUCAAAACCAAGACCUGCUCCGGUUCCUCCUACAGUAGAUCCAGCUGAGGAUUUGAAGUCAGCUGUAAGAGAUGCUCAAUUGGGAAUCACAACAACUGAUUUGCCUCCUGAUCCAAAGCAUAAUGGACUUCUGAAAGACGUUGGAACUAUUGGUGUUGGAUUCGGUGUUGGCGUCGGUGUACCUGGAAACGAUCCUGUAUCUGUUGGAACCGGAGUAUCCGUUGGUUUAGGUGAAUCUGGACCCGCUGGAGGACUCCCUCCGUUCACUGAAACUAUAUUCCCAAGACAAGGAGAACAAAUAUCGUUGAACGACUACGACGGGAAUAAGGAUUUGAUUGUGUCAGGAAAGGCGUUGAAGUAUAUACAAGCUGUUAGGCUUGGAUUCAUCCAACUUCCGAAAUAUGCUCCACAGAAGUCACUGGUUGGAGUUAACAGUGGAAUUGGAAUACUUGGAGCUCAAGCGCCUACUGGAGGAUAA